Iphiclides podalirius (scarce swallowtail) is the source of this 2568-nucleotide messenger RNA. The record is from the annotation of a GenBank genome assembly. NCBI's taxonomy places the organism in Eukaryota, Metazoa, Arthropoda, Insecta, Lepidoptera, Papilionidae.
AUGAGUCACAGUCUCACGUCGUACGCGAGCGAUGAAGGCCGCUCUAUAUUGACGCUCUACAUCGACUAUCGCGGAGAUAAAAUGUCAAUAAUUGUGAUAUUAAGUAAAAUCUUUGUUGGUUUAUUGACAGCAUAUUUAGUUGACAGUUUCGCGUUGCCUUUCGAGGGAUUGUAUAAAUUGGACAUAAUACAUUACAACGACUUUCACGCAAGGUAUGAGGAAACUUCAGUCGAAACACCAACAUGUCGAUUCAACAAUGGCUCCUGCUUGGGCGGGUUCCCGCGUCUUUACAACGAGAUAAUGGAGUUGAGGCGGCAGAAGCCCGACUCCCUGCUGCUAAAUGCCGGUGACAGCUUCCAGGGCACGUAUUGGUACACAUUGCUCAAGUGGAACAUCACCCAGGAGUUCAUGAAUCUUUUGCCACACGACGCACAUGCAGUUGGCAAUCACGAGUUUGACGAUGGUCCCGAGGGUCUGGCGCCUUACUUCGCGGCGUUAAAGGCGCCUGUGGUAGCUGCCAACAUGGACGUCAGCAAGGAGCCAUCCCUUCAAGGACUCUUCAAACGCCACGUUAUCGUAAAGCGUAAAGGAAGAAAAAUCGGCAUUAUCGGAUUAAUAACAACCGACACAAAAACACUAUCAUCACCAGGAAACGUUGUUUUCACUGAUCCGAUGGAAGCGACAGAUCGUGAAGUAGAAAUAUUGACUGAGAAGGGAGUAGAUAUCAUAAUUAUACUCUCACAUUGUGGCCUUGACAUUGAUAAACAGAUAGCAAAUAAGCACGGCAAGCAUGUUGACAUCAUAGUUGGGGGACACUCGCAUUCUUUAUUAUGGAAUGGUCCGUCGCCAAGUGGUGAGGACGUGGCAGGCCCUUAUCCAGUUUUCAUUGAAACCACCGAUGACAAGAAGCAUCAGGUACUGAUUGUGCAAGCAUCAGCCUUCACCAAAUAUAUGGGCAAUUUGACCGUGUACUUCGAUUAUCUGGGGCGCUACGUCAAGUGGGACGGCGGACCGGUGUUCCUUGAUCGAUCUAUCCCUGAAGACCCAGAAAUAAAGAAGAAGCUGAUACCGUACGCAAAACUUGUCCAUGACGCUGAGAACGUGCCAAUAGGAAAGUCAUUGAAUGAUUUGCGGUUUCAGGAUUGCGUGUUCGGCGAAUGCGCCUUGGGCGAUUUGUUGGUUGAUGCAUUAGUAGAUUAUGCUAAGGCUAAUAUUAAAACUGACUAUAAUUAUCUGGCGUUCAUACAACGUGGUAAUAUCAAGUCAUGUAUACCAAAUGGGGAAGUCACUAAAGGAACUAUAUUUGAUUUGCUCCCAUUUAACGAUCGCAUUGAGACCUUCGAACUGCAAGGGAACUACUUACGUGAAGCCCUUGAAAGAAGUGUGAGCGACGCCUGGGAUACUAACCCUUUCAAAGGCCCAUGGGUGCUUCAAGUUUCCGGUCUGAAUGUGACGUACAACAUAUCAAUGCCCGAAGGACAGCGCAUUGUGAAAGUGACCAUUGGCGAUGGCAGCGAGUUAAACGAUGAUGCAUAUUACCAAGUCACUGCACCAGCUUAUUUGGCCGACGGCGGUGACGGUUUCUUGAUGUUUAAAGCGGGAAAGAGAAACGUAAAGGUUAUUGGACGCGAUGAAAAGACAAUUGGUAAUCACGAUUUUGAUGAUGGACCACUGGGUUUGGCCCCUUACCUCUCGUCUCUCAAGGCACCUGUUGUGGCGGCUAACAUGAAAUCCAACAAGGAGCCAUUAUUGCAGAAACUCUAUGACCCAUACGUAAUCCUGGAACGCGGUGCAAGAAAGAUAGGAAUAAUUGGACUAAUUACCCCUGAUACUAAAACAUUAUCCUUCACGGGAAACGUAGAGUUCACUGACCCUCACGAGGCUACAAUACAUGAAGCACAAAAGUUAACGAAGUUGGGAGUGGACAUUAUAGUUCUACUAUCUCAUUGCGGUUAUGAUGUGGAUGUCGCACUGGCCCGUGAACAUGGUCAAUAUGUUGACGUGAUUGUCGGUGGCCAUUCUCAUAGGGACGAAUCAUUCGUUAAACCGUAUCUUACGAUUAUUAAGCCUGACGCUGACAAGAAGAAACAGGUUGUCGUGGUUCAGGCUUUUGCCUUUACGAAAAUUUUAGGCAAUCUUUCGGUGUUCUUCGAUGUUAAUGGGAACGUCGUGGAAUGGGAAGGAGCACCAAUUACUCUGGACAAAUCUAUACCUGAAGACGGGGCGAUUAAGGAGAAAUUAGCACCGUACGCAGAUUUAGUCCAUAAAGCUGAAAAUAUGCCCGUUGGUGAAAUAAAAUCUACCCUCGAUUAUCGUGACUGCGCACGCGGAGAGUGCAAGCUGGGAAAUCUGCUGACCGACGCUCUUAAUCAUUGGACAAGACAAAUAAUUAAGAGCAAAUACGACUGCAUUUCGUUUGUUCAGCGCAGUAAUAUCAACGCUAUCUUGCCCCAAGGACAGACAUUCGAGAUGAAAGGAAAACAUAUUUUAAAGAUAUUAGAAAGAAGUGUAACAGAUCUGUCUUCGCUCGAUCCUGUGGAAGGCCCUUGGAUAUUACAAGUUUCCGAG